AUGCAAGACGACCCCGAAAAUUCGAAGUUGUACGACCUGCUGAACAGUCAUCUGGAUGUGCACGGUCGAAGUAGCGAAGAGGCGAGACAAAUGGGUGGCAGCAGAAGCCAGACCAGCAGCAGUGGUGGUGAGAACGAAGAGGAUGUGACAUUUGGCGGUGGAUUCCACAGCGGUACGUUCGACUCGAUGCUGGAGGCGCUGCCCGAUGAUUUGUACUUCACAGACUUCGUGUCUCCCUUCGCAGCGGCUGCCACGACCAGCGUCACCACCAGGACAAUCGAGGAGAGCGUUCCGGCUACCAACCACAUGGAGGACGACAUCGCCAUGUUCGAUUCGCUGGCCACGAGCAAGCCCAUCGAUAUAGCCGCUUCCAACCAGCAAAAUGGUGAAAUUGCACAGCUCUGGGACUUCAACGUGGACCAGUUCAACAUGACACCGAGCAACUCGAGCGGUUCUGCCACCAUCAGUGCUCCCAACAGCUUCAACUCUGACAUUCCGCAGUACAAUCACGGUACGCUCAGCAAUAGCGUCUCCAAAUCUUCUUUGUUCCCACCGAAUGCUACCGGAACCACCGGAAAUAAUAACCUUUAUAACAGCAACAACAGUAACACGAAUGCCAGCCAGCAGUCUCACCAUUCUUUCAACAUCUAUAAACUACAAAACAAUAACUCUUCUUCAUCCGCCAUGAACAUUGCCAGCAGCACUAGUACCAAUAAUAUCCAACAUCCGUUUCUAAAGAAAAGCGAUUCCAUGGGGUUAUCGUCAUCCAACACAACGAACUCUGUAAGAAAAAACUCACUCAUCAAGCCAAUGUCGUCUACGUCAUUGGCCAAUUUCAAAAGAGCUGCUUCAGUGUCUUCCAGCAUGUCUAAUAUAGAACCCUCCGGUCAAAAUAAGAAACCGCUGAUACAAUGCUUUAACUGUAAGACAUUCAAGACACCACUUUGGAGGAGAAGCCCUGAGGGAAACACCCUUUGUAAUGCAUGCGGUCUUUUCCAAAAAUUGCAUGGUACCAUGAGGCCAUUAUCUUUAAAAUCCGACGUUAUCAAAAAGAGGAUCUCGAAGAAAAGAGCAAAGCAAACAGACCUGAACAUUCCUCAAAAUACCACAAGUGCACCCCCCACAUCGUCAACACCAGUGUCCACUUUAACUGCGAAGCCCGUACGAUCUAGGAAGAAAUCUUUACAACAAAAUUGUAUAUCCAGAGUAAUUCCCGAAGAAAUCAACAAUGACAAUAUAAAUAAAAAUAACAAUAUCCUUACCAUGAAUAGAGGAGGCUAUAACUUUAAUUCCGUUCCUUCGCCAAUCCACAUGAGCAACCAACAGUACAACAGCAGUGGCCCAAACUUCAAUGGAGGAAGCAAUGUAAACUUGAAUUCAAAUAAUUUGAUGCAUCACAAUUCAACCACUAUCACCCCCAAUUUCAGAAGGUCUUCAAGAAGAAGUAGUACUUCAUCAAAUACCUCGAGUUCCAGUAAAUCUUCGUCUAGAUCAGUGGUCCCGAUUUUACCAAAACCUUCUCCAAAUAGCGCUAAUUCACAGCAAUUCAACAUGAACAUGAACCUAGUGAACACGACAAAUAACAUAAGCGCAGGAAAUAGUGUGGCAUCGUCACCAAGAAUUAUAUCAUCGUCGAACGUCAAUUCAAAUAGCCCUUUACAACAAAACCUGCUAUCCAACUCUUUCCAACGUCAAGGAAUGAAUAUACCGAGAAGAAAAAUGUCACGUAAUGCAUCUCAUUCCUCAUCGUUCAUGGCUGCAUCUUUACAACAACUGCAUGAACAACAGCAAGUGGACUUGAAUCCAAACUUAAGUGCAAAUUCAAACAGACCAAAUUGGAAUACAAGCAAUAGUGUCUCUACGAAUUCAAGAUCGUCGAAUUUUGUUACCCAAAAGCCAAAUUUCGAUAUCUUCAACGCUCCGUCAGAUUCACCGGGUAUUUCAAGACCGUCUUCAAGAAAAUCUCACACUUCGCUGUUGUCACAACAAUUGCAAAAUUCAGAAUCAAAUUCAUUCACUUCGAAUCAUAAAUACAACAAUAAAUUGUUCGGUAGUUCUACAUCACCCAUGAAAUAUGACGCGAAUUCGAGUGCUGGCGAAAAAAGUAAUGAAGAUGGUUCCAUAAAGGGAUCCUCUAAAGAAAGUUCAGCGAUUGCAGAUGAGUUAGAUUGGUUAAAAUUUGGUAUAUGA
Molecule: messenger RNA, 2190 nt
Organism: Saccharomyces eubayanus
Lineage: Eukaryota; Fungi; Ascomycota; Saccharomycetes; Saccharomycetales; Saccharomycetaceae
Gene: GLN3
Product: nitrogen-responsive transcriptional regulator GLN3
Exons: 1
Coding region: 1-2190 (729 amino acids)
Biological process (GO): positive regulation of transcription by RNA polymerase II; negative regulation of transcription by RNA polymerase II
Molecular function (GO): DNA-binding transcription factor activity, RNA polymerase II-specific; zinc ion binding; RNA polymerase II cis-regulatory region sequence-specific DNA binding
Source: RefSeq, a predicted model, not a curated record